This is a messenger RNA of Pongo pygmaeus (Bornean orangutan), 3981 nucleotides long. RefSeq names its product olfactory receptor 7A10-like. Gene Ontology annotation, cellular component: membrane. Gene Ontology annotation, molecular function: G protein-coupled receptor activity; olfactory receptor activity. The record is from RefSeq and is a predicted model, not a curated record. The transcript has 5 exons. Gene Ontology annotation, biological process: G protein-coupled receptor signaling pathway. NCBI's taxonomy places the organism in Eukaryota, Metazoa, Chordata, Mammalia, Primates, Hominidae. The coding region runs from base 2879 to 3808 and encodes 309 amino acids.
AGCCAUAACAGCAAGCAGUUCAGCUUGUUGUGCUGAAAUAGCUCCUGUGUUAAGAACACAUUCUCUGCGUCCUGUAUAUGCUGCUCGGCCAUUAGAGGAAGCAUCAGUGAAAACCGUGACAGCUUCAGCUUCUUCUCACAGAUCGAACAUCUCGUGACCACUCACAUCCUGUCAGACAAAGCAAGUCUCAAUCACCAUAGGUGUUACACUUCUCCCAGUUGAGGCAUCAUUAAAAUCCAGAGCCAAAGGUGGAGAAGACUGAUCCUCCUAAAGGCAAUACAAGAGUUAAUAAAUAAGUGGAAAAAUUUAUCUACCUGGGAGAAAAACAGACAUGCAAGCAUUUUAUACUUCAGUAUACAUUAAAUGUAUAUGAAUUAUAUGCUAUCACCUAGAAGCAAGGAAGAUAAGAGUUCCGUGAAGAGUUGGAGGAGCUCCUGGAAGAUUAGGUGGAUAAUUUGAUACACCAGGAAACAUCAGCUUUACAGAUAUUCUCAAAAGUAGAAGAUAGUUAAAGAGUCAGACAUAUCUACUGGUCCUGGAAGGAGGUCUCCAUGAUCACAACUUGCUGUCUCCUCAAAGCAGGACAAUGCUAGACUGUAGCAAGAAACCUUUCUGGUCUCACAAUGAGCAGAGUAAUUGGGAAACUGGGACAUGGUCCAAAUAUCUGCUAUCCAUUGAACACCUGCUCUGUGCCAAGUAACUUCCAAUGAGCUUUGAAGUGUUACUUCCUUCUCACCUAAACUUCAUAAGGUAAGUGGAACUUCUAGAAAUUUCAUUUCCUGUCAUUCCAUAAGUAUUCAAGAUGUACGUGUAAGUAAACUCGACUAUGCAAAAGCUGAGCUACCAAGUCCAACAUUUGACCUCCUAAAUCAGACAUAAGGAGCAUGGCAGGAUUCUUGGUAGAAAAAGCCUCAAAAUGUGUACAUUUGACUCUAACACUGGACCACAGCCUUGAUCCCCAAAGAGUGUUCCGCAGAACAGGAUGAAUAGCAUCAAGGCCAACAGGAAAACAGUCACAAGAACAGAAUGUUGAGACUAGCCCUAGAUGUCUGAAAUUAGAAUCGACAUUUGAACAAGAACCCUUGGUGAUUCAUACAUACAAUGAAAUUAGGGAAGUUCUGGACUGGAAUAGUCUCAGCCUCCCCAGUGUCCACAUUUGUUUGCAUUAAUUCUUUCUGCUGUGGGCUGUCCUGUGCAUUGUAGGAUGUUGAGCAGCUUCCCUGGCUUCAAUCCACAAUGUGCCGGUAGCCCUUCCCCACAUGUGACAACCAAAAGUGUAUCCAAACAUUUCCUAAUAUUCCUGGAGCACAAACACCCCUGGCUGAAAAUCAGCAACCUGGCCCGGUACAGUGGCUCACACCUGUAAUCCCAGUGCUUUGGGAGGCUGAGGUGGGUGGAUCAUUUGAGGUCAGGAGUUGGAGACCAUUCUACCCAACAUGGUGAAACCCUGUCUCUUCUAAAAAUACAAAAAUUACCCAGGCAUGGUGACACGUGCCUGUAAUCCUACCUACCCUGGAGGCUGAGGCAGGAGAACUACUUGAACCCAGGAGGCAGAGACUGUGGUGAGCAGAGAUCACACCAUUGCACUCUAGCCUGGGUGACAAGAGUGAAACUCUGUCUCAAAAAAAAAAAAAAAAAAAAAGGAAAAAAGGAAAGAAAAGAAAAGUCAGUAACAUAAAUGUGACAACUGGAAACAUCUGGAUGGCAUUCUGAUCAAAUCCCUUCCCUUACUUGGUUCAUAACUUUGGGCAGGUCACUAACUCACCUUAACCAAAAUCCCGAAAAUGCAGAAAGAGGCGCCUAAUUGUUUGACCUCAUAGAACGAAGAUGUAUAAAAAAAGAGACACAUUACAUGUGAUAUUAAAUGAGACAAACCAUAUAAGAUUCUAACUUAUUCCAUGAUGUCUACAAAGUUUUAAGUAUAUCUCUUAUGAUUACCAAAUCUUUUUUAAAGAAAGGACUGAAUGAUAAGUUGUACUUUGAUGCUUGUGUGUUUACAAGCAAGAAACUCCUCAUUACUUUGUGAAAAGCAUCAGGAAGCCAAGGACUAUAGUAAAUACCCGUGGCUUUAUGACAAAUAAACACAGUUCUUUCCCUUUUGAUGAGGAAAGAGCAAUGGUCUGGAGAUGUCAACAACUGCGUUCCAAACACAAGUCAAUGAUUUGAAUAUCUAAGGGAUCUAGUAAAGACCACAUACUCAGCCUUACACUUUGGAUAACAUUUUAAUUGAGGGCUGGGAAAAGGUGCAAUGGCACUUAGACCUCUGGAAGGCACAGAAUUCAAAAAGAAGGAGUAAUGAAGACUGGAUUCACAUGACUUCUAACUUGAUUCUCUUGGGAACAGAGAAUCAGCAGGAAAUUGUUCUUUCUUUCCACAUCAGUGUUCCACAGGGAAAUCAGGUGCUCCAGGCUUAGAGUAACAACAGGGAAAUAUAUCUCGCUAGCAGAUAUUAGGAACUGUAAAUAUUUCAUCUGCUGUUUUCCCUGGGAUUAGACAACCCUGGGCUGGAUGGGAUGUGGUUGAUUCUUUUGUAGUCCUAAGUCUGGCCACGGGGCUGAUGCUUAACUCUGCCCUUCUGUCUAUCUGGAGACAGAGCUUCAGUCUCCAUCAUCAACUACCCAGGGAGGAAUUUAAACUUCCACACAGAGACCUUCAUCUCUGAGACCCCAUACAGGUGAGUCUGAGACCCCCAGAAAGUACUGCAGGAAAUGUUCAAAGAGAAUGGAAGCCAAGAACGUUUACCUGAGGUCACCUAGUACCAAGCCAGGCUGGAGUGCAAUCGUGAGAUCUUGGCUCACUCCAACCUUCACCUCCCAGGUUCAAGCAAUUCUCCCACCUCAGCCUCCCGAGCAACUGGGAUUGCAGUCACAUCAACAAGAUGAAACGAAGGAAUGAGACACAAAUUUCACAAUUCCUUCUUCUUGGACUUUCAGAGGAACCAGAAUUGCAGCCCUUCCUCUUUGGGCUGUUCCUGUCCAUGUACCUGGUCACUGUGCUCGGGAACCUGCUCAUCAUCCUGGCCACAAUCUCAGACUCCCACCUCCACACCCCCAUGUACUUCUUCCUCUCCAACCUGUCCUUUGCAGACAUCUGUUUUGUGUCUACCACUGUCCCGAAGAUGCUGGUGAAUAUCCAGACACAGAGCAGAGUCAUCAGCUAUGCAGGCUGCAUCACCCAGAUGUGCUUUUUCCUAUUCUUUGCAGGACUAGAUAUCUUCAUGCUGACUGUGAUGGCCUAUGACCGGUUUGUGGCCAUCUGUCACCCCCUGCACUACACGGUCACCAUGAACCCCAGACUCUGUGCACUGCUGGUUCUGGCAUCCUGGAUCAUGGGUGCCCUGAAUUCCUCGUUUCAAAGCUUAAUAGUGCUGCAGCUUUCCUUCUGUGCAGACUUGGAAAUCCCCCACUUUUUUUGUGAACUUAAUCAGGUCAUCCACCUUGCCUGUUCUGACACUUUUCUUAAUGACAUAGUGAUGUAUUUUUCAGUAGCACUGCUGGGCGGUGGUCCCCUUGCUGGGAUCCUGUACUCUUACUCUAAGAUCGUUUCCUCCAUACGUACAAUCUCAUCAGCUCAGGGGAAGUACAAGGCAUUUUCCACCUGUGCAUCUCACCUCUCAGUUGUCUCCUUAUUUUACGGUACAAGCCUAGGUGUGUACCUCAGUUCUUCUGCAACCCACAACUCACACUCAAGUGCUGCAGCCUCAGUGAUGUACACUGUGGUCACCCCCAUGCUGAACCCCUUCAUCUACAGUCUGAGGAAUAAAGACAUAAAGGGGGCUCUGACACAAUUCUUCAGAGGGAAACAAUAAACGAGCUGUUUUCGAGAAGGGCCUGUGAUGCCAGAGCUCUAAGACCCAGACCCAGAAACUGUGAUUUAUUAAUCAGAUAGUGGGAGUAGCAAUGGCUCCUUCUAUUAAUUUCUCGGAUGUUCAAAUUCUGUGAUCUUACCUGGUUUGUAAAAUAUACGCAUUUUCUUUAAGAA